AAAGAGAGAUUUCCGCUUCCGUUAGGGACCGGAAGUUAGCGUCUCCUGGGUGAAGCGGCCUUGACUGAGAAGCAGGACUGGUACAAAGUAAGUGUUAGGGUCUCGCGGGCGAGCGUUGGGCUAGGCGGGACAGGCGCUCUUCUCUAGAUCAGUGUGUGGAGGCUUGGCCGAGGCAUGGCUCUGAGGACGGCCGCGUGGGGAACCUGACCCCUGGACCCCUGCAGCUGGGCGAGCGGGCGGCGCCACCGAAGCCUGGGUGAGGCGGACGCCGUCCCUCCUCCGCCGAGACCCCUUCCCGCCGUCCCAGUCGCCCGGGGACACCAUGGCUCGUUCGUAGGCUUCGGUUUGCCGGUGGGAUUCUGGGGCCACACUGAGACAGAUUCAGGAAAACUCACUGAUUCGUUCAACAAGUAGUUACUAAGUGCAUAAGGUUUUAUCCCCUCUGUAGUUAUGGGCCGAAGGAAGUCCAAACGGAAGCCGCCCCCCAAGAAGAAGAUGACAGGCACCCUAGAGACCCAGUUCACUUGCCCUUUCUGUAACCACGAGAAGUCCUGUGAUGUGAAGAUGGACCGUGCUCGAAACACUGGAGUCAUCUCCUGUACCGUGUGCCUAGAGGAGUUUCAGACCCCCAUCACGUACCUGUCGGAACCGGUGGAUGUGUACAGCGACUGGAUAGACGCCUGUGAGGCAGCCAAUCAGUAGCAGUGUCAAGGACCUGCUCCUCUGCAGCCCCCGAUCUGGCUGCCAAUCCAGAGACAUUCCAGGGCUCCAGGGUGUAGGUCCAGGGCUGACAGCCCUCCCUCUGUGUGUAUGGAGUGGGUGUGAGUGAGUAGAUGUGCAUGGCUGCAGAUGUGACGGAGGUGAGCGACGCUGAGCCUCACCAAGCAGCCCAGGGUGGCCUCACAGAACCCUACACUUCAGAUGACUGAAAGCCUUGGAGUUGCUCCCACCCUGCCCCAAGCUUCAGGUUCCUGUCUUCUCUGGUGACGGUUCCUGACAUCCCAGGCAAGGAAUAGCUGUGGAACCUCCAGUCUCCUCAGCUACCUCACCAGCACCUUGCCCUUGGGGACCUGGAUUUUCUGUCCUUCCCAGCCUCCUAGUGCUUGUGGUCUGGGAGUCGAGGCUAAUGACCACCCAGGUGCCUUGGCUGGGCUUUGCUGGGGAGCACCAUUUUUUUCUGCUGUUGUAGAAAAGGUAGGGGCUAGUUGGGGUACAGCUGUCACUCAUGAGCCUGUCAAUAAAGCAGCCAGUGUGUAUC
Messenger RNA from Arvicanthis niloticus (Nile rat), 1258 nucleotides. NCBI's taxonomy places the organism in Eukaryota, Metazoa, Chordata, Mammalia, Rodentia, Muridae. The record is from RefSeq and is a predicted model, not a curated record.